AUGAUAUCUUUGUUCUUAGCUCAUUCACUAUCAAAACUCUCGACUUUUCAUAUUGGCGAGCCAAAACUUGCUGAGGAGAGUGAUGGUGGCUUGCUUUUAUAUACAAAAGACCAAUAUCUUGCAUGGUGGGAAGAUAAAAAUGUUAAGCUUUUAACAUUCAGAUUAAAAAUCCCAGGAAUUACAUAUAUUACUAAGAAUAAGCAUAUAGUAGCUGUUUCCGAGCAAUAUAUCUACAUUGUUAAGAACGAAACAGGACAUAUCAGUAAUCAAAUCCUACACAACGUUUCAAAAGUUUCUUCAGCACAUAUAUAUAACACAACGAUUGUACUCAAAGGACAGAAUGAAAUAGCUCUCUAUAAUGUUUCCGGCAAAAUUUGGUCCAUUGAAUCUGGCGUUGAAGAAGGCGAUAUCAGAUUCAAUGCAGAUGGAUCUAAAAUUACAUACGGAACUAAAACAUAUGCUACUGAAACUGGCCUCCUUUUAGAUGAAGUUGCAAAACCAUUUAUUCCAAAGGCUCCUCAUCUUAAGUACCAGCCAACAGCAUUAGAAUACUAUGCUGAGAACGGCACACUUCUUUGGACAAGAGAAACCCCAUUAUACGGUGCUAAAUUACACAAUUUCGUCAAUAAGCAUCAAAUUCUCUUUACAAACGCAACACAUAUCAUCAUCCUUAACUCAUUUGAUGGAAAGGUCCACUCUACAAUACCAGCAGUCACUAAAUCCGUUCAGCCAUACGAUGAAGAUAAAUUUUUGAUCGAAACAACAGAAGGAUUCUUCAUUUUCGAAGAUAUGAAGUUAGUUCCAUUCACAAAACGAGUCAAAACCGCAGAUUUGUCCAACAAUAUCCUUCAUUUUGGAAAUAAAACAAUUAUUCCACCUCCAAACUGCCAAAUUGUCUGCACACAAGUACACCAGGGCCCAACCCCAUCCAUCCUCUCCGUCUCACAGUGUCCAAAGAGCACUCAAGUCCUGAUUAUUGACGAACAUGGCAAAAUCAUCACGAACUUUGAGACAGAAAGAUUAUUUGGACAUUGUUUCCAAACCAAGGAGUCAUUCCACAUCUCCACAUAUAUGAACAAUCUUAGAGAAAAACCACAUUUGAUUUCAUUCUCCAAGAACAAUUCGAAAAAUUUCAUUUUCAACACACCUCAAGUUGCCAUUGACGCCACAGAUGAUUAUAUCCUCUACAAGACAGGUAGAAUCGAAAAGAUCAGGUCAGAAGAAAUCAGAUAUCAGCCAGCCCCACAUCAAAUGCCCGGAUUCUUCCAGACAUUCAUGCACCCUGAGUAUUCCAUUCCAAAACAGGAUCCUUUGGAGCCACAAUCUCUCACAAUUACAAGUUUGUACGUUGGUGCUGAGAAAAUCGCUUCAAAGAAGGAUAUUUGUUUCGCUCAGGGCUAUGAUAUAUUCGCUGUUGGCUUGGAUGACGAUUUCGACUUCUCUACAAACUACUAUAUAAUUAUAUUAUUUUUAAUUUUGAUACUAUAUAUUGCAUAUAAGCACUAUCAAAAUAAGAUUGAUUUCUGGAAAUAA
Messenger RNA from Trichomonas vaginalis G3, 1533 nucleotides. RefSeq lists its product as uncharacterized. The record is from RefSeq and is a predicted model, not a curated record. The transcript has a single exon. Lineage: Eukaryota; Parabasalia; Trichomonadida; Trichomonadidae. Bases 1 to 1533 code for a protein of 510 amino acids.